This is a messenger RNA of Pyrenophora tritici-repentis Pt-1C-BFP, 912 nucleotides long. RefSeq names its product Mucin domain containing protein. The record is from RefSeq and is a predicted model, not a curated record. NCBI's taxonomy places the organism in Eukaryota, Fungi, Ascomycota, Dothideomycetes, Pleosporales, Pleosporaceae.
AUGCGCGUGGCAACUAUUGUGCCUGUUCUCCUGGCAUACUCCUCGGCCGUCUUUGCAACGUGCUACUUCCCAAACGGCAAUGUCGUCGAUUCUGACACGGCCUGUAACCCCAAUGCCUUAGUCUCAUCAUGUUGCUACGAUAACCAAGCAUGCCUCUCCAAUGGACUCUGUGUAUCCGACCCUCAUGACCCUGCCAAGGCGCGUCUGCACCGAGGAACAUGUACUGAUAAGUCAUGGAAGAGUGGGAAUUGCGUGCGACAAUGUCUUGACACCGAAAACAAUGGCGCGCCUGUCUACAGCUGCAACUCAACCAGCGUCGAUUCAUACUGCUGCUACGACGACUGUGAAUGUGAAAAUCCGUUUGAGGUAUUCAAGUUCAAUCAAACACCCGCCGACGUCUACACCAUGACCAUUAUUCUCGAAUCCUACACGCAAACCCAUACCUCGACGCCGAAAGCCGUGACUUCAACAUCGACCGCAUCGACCGCAAAAGCUGCAACAGUAUCGGCGAUUACAACCAUCGUAUCAACGUCCGCGGCGCCCGCAUCGACCACUGCUUCCUCAACCCCCGCGGCAGCGUCGGGCACCAAAGGAGAUACAACCAAUUACGUUGCACUUGGCGUAGGAUUAGGUGUAGGACUAGGUAUCGGCAUACCCCUAAUUCUCCUAUUUGCCUUCUUCUUCUACCGCCGCAACAAAGGUCACAAGCCCGCAGACAGUGAUCCAGCGAACCCCGCGGAACUCACAAACGACGCUUACUUUCCUCCCCAUGAAAAGUACGCCCAGAACUACCAGUCCGAAGUGUCAGGAGAUAGCGUCGCGCCUGAAAUGCCGGCUUCGUCGCACGAGCCCGUCGAGCUGCCGAUUAAUAACGACCGGACGGAUACCACGACGACAGUCAAGUAUCACUGA